CCAGGGAACCAGGACUCCGCCAUCUUCACAUUGCAAUAUAUCUCCUAGUAAUAGCCAGCACUCACCCAGAAGCACUGGGGGGCUUCUUUCCUAGCAAGUCCCUGUGCCAAGCGAGGGAGGGGGGAAGCCUGUGGCAAAGUGGGGGGCGAGCCAAGCCAAGCCAAAAAAAAAAGCAAAAAGCAAAAACAGCAACAAAAAAAAGCAACCAACCCAGUGGCACCUGAACUGGCGAUGAGGAGACACAGUUUGGGCUACCCCUUAAAAAAAUCCAAUUAACCCAGCAAGGGUAAUUUUUUCCUGCAAUUUUUUUCCCUCUGCGUGUGGCAAAUCCCAUUUUUGUCUACUUUUGGAAAAGCGCGUGUGUUUAUAAUCCAGUUUUUUUUAAAGAACCCUCCUGGUGGAAGAAGUGCACUUUGCUUUUUUUUAUUUUUACUCUCUCUUUUUUUUUGCUAAGCACUCUGGAAAAAUAAAAGUGUCAGUGCUUGGUGGGGUAGGGAGGGGGGAGAAGAGAAAGCGACCUCCUCUCCUGAAGUUGAAGAAAAAGACCUGGAAGCAGUGGAAAGAGGAGAAAAAAAGAGACAGUUUGGCGAAAAUAAAACCAGCCUUCCCCCCCUCCUCCAGCGAUGAUUUUUUUUUCGAAAAAUUGAAGGCAGAAUCUCAUCUUGAGUACGCCAAGGAGAAAAAACAAAACCGCCAAGAGUUUCUCUCGUUUUCCCCCCAACUUCUUUAAUUUUUUUUAAAAGAAGAAGAGAUCGGUCAAGAAGAAACAUCAAAGAAGAGGAGGAAGAAGAAGAGGAAGAAGAUCGCUCCCCCCUCCUCCAACCUAGCCCCCCUACCCAAGUCCUGCUCUCCGGGCGAUGACCAACUAAAUGCCAGGGCAAUGUCCCGUCGCAAGCAGGGGAACCCGCAGCACUUGUCACAAAGGGAAAUUAUCACGCCAGAAGCUGACCAUGUGGAAACGGCCCUCACCCACGAGGAAGAGAACCUAGCGCUAGGAGAGCCGAUUGGCCUCAACAUCGGAGCGGGUGGAGCAGACCCCGACUUAUUAACCUGUGGACAGUGUCAGAUGAACUUCCCCCUGGGAGACAUCUUGGUUUUUAUAGAGCACAAGAAGAAACAGUGCAACGGCACGGGUGGCAUCUGCUAUGAGAAGAGCCUGGAUAAGAGCAGUCCUCCCCCUUCGUCGCGCACCGAGCUCAGGAAAGUGUCAGAGCCAGUGGAAAUCGGGAUCCAAGUCACACCCGAUGAAGAAGACCGUCUUCUCACGCCUACAAAAGGAAUUUGCCCCAAGCAGGAGAACAUUGCAGGGCCGUCCAGGCCUGCAAAGCUGCUGGCGGCCUCCAUAACUGCCUCCUCCCACCCUCACACAUCAGUGAUCGCACCGCCACCUCUCCGUGCUCUGACCUCAAUCCCGCCUUGCCUUAGCCUGCCCUGCUGUGGUGCGCGCGCAGUCUCAGUUGGCGGGUCUCAGACUGAGACGUCAGGCACAUAUGGAUGUCAUUGUCAGUUGUCAGGUAAAGAUGAGCCUUCAAGCUAUAUUUGCACAACAUGCAAGCAGCCUUUUAACAGUGCUUGGUUUUUGCUUCAGCAUGCCCAGAACACACAUGGAUUCCGCAUCUACUUGGAAACAAGCCCUUCAAAUAGCUCCCUUACUCCACGCAUCACCAUCCCUCCUCCUCUGGGACCCGAGACUGUUGCACAGUCCCCGUUGAUGAAUUUCCUUGGCGACAACAACCCUUUUAGUCUCUUGCGAAUGACAGGUCCCAUUCUGCGUGAUCAUCCUGGCUUUGGUGAAGGUCGGCUUCCCAACACACCUCCCCUCUUCAGCCCACCACCUCGUCAUCAUCUGGAUCCACAUCGCCUUAGUGCCGAAGAAAUGGGGUUAGUUGCCCAGCAUCCCAGUGCCUUUGACAGAGUCAUGCGUUUAAACCCCAUGGCAAUCGAGUCCCCAGCGAUGGAUUUCUCUAGAAGGCUUCGAGAACUGGCAGGGAACAACUCCACCCCUCCACCAGUCUCUCCCAAUCGCAACAACCCUAUGCAUCGCUUGUUGAAUCCUUUCCAGCCAAGCCCUAAAUCACCUUUUCUGAGCACCCCACCAUUGCCGCCAAUGCCCCCAAGCAGCACUACGCCUCCCCAGCCUCAGGCUAAAAGUAAGUCCUGUGAAUUUUGUGGGAAAACGUUCAAGUUCCAGAGCAAUCUCAUUGUACACCGCCGUAGUCACACAGGAGAGAAGCCCUAUAAAUGCCAGCUCUGUGACCAUGCUUGUUCCCAAGCCAGCAAGUUAAAACGCCAUAUGAAAACGCAUAUGCACAAGGCUGGAUCCAUGACAGGGAGGUCAGAUGAUGGACUUUCUGCAACAAGCUCCCCUGAGCCUGGCACAAGCGAGCUCACUGGAGAAGGACUAAAGUCUAGUGAGGCAGAUUUCAGGAAUGAGAGUGAUCCUUCUCUAGGGCAUGACAAUGAAGAAGAGGAGGAGGAGGAGGAGGAGGAAGAGGAGCUGGAAAAUGAAAGUAGGCCUGAGUCAAGCUUCAGCAUGGACUCGGAGUUAAGUCGUAAUCGAGAAAAUGGCUCCAAAUCGCUGCCAGAUGAAAAAUCCCUUGUCCUAGGAAAAGUGAUAGAGAAUGUAAGCCUCGGGACCAUCCAACAGUACAAUGACAUGCUGGCUGAAAAGCAGAAAAGAGGAGGCUUCAUGAAAAGAUCUUCUGAUCAACGAGAACUCUGUCCCCGAGACCUUUGUCAGAGAGACACUGGUGAUGAAGACUCAGUAGUGGGAGAACUUGACCGUACUGAGGAAGGGACAGUCAAUGGGAGAAACUUUGGUCCAGGUGAACCCUUUCCGGGUCUGUUCCCUCGCAAGCCAACCCCUAUUACAAGCCCCAGUUUAAACAACUCAUCAAAAAGAAUAAAGAUAGAAAAAGAUUUGGACUUACCACCAGCAACAAUAAUACCCUCUGAAAAUGUUUACUCACAGUGGCUGGUAGGAUAUGCAGCAUCAAGGCACUUCAUGAAGGAUCCGUUUCUAGGAUUCACAGACUCCCGACAAUCCCCCUUUGCAACUUCUUCUGAGCACUCCUCAGAAAAUGGAAGCCUGCGUUUCUCCACUCCACCGGGUGAUAUGCUGGAUGGUGGUCUCUCAGGGCGCAGCGGGACAGCCAGCGGAGGCAGUACACCCCAUAUCAGCGGACCCGGCCCUGGUCGACCCAGUUCAAAGGAAGGACGGCGGAGCGAUACGUGCGAGUACUGUGGCAAGGUGUUUAAGAAUUGCAGCAACUUAACAGUGCAUCGCCGGAGCCACACGGGAGAGCGGCCUUACAAAUGUGAGCUCUGCAACUAUGCAUGCGCUCAGAGCAGUAAGCUGACGCGUCAUAUGAAAACGCAUGGCCAGAUAGGGAAGGAGGUAUAUCGCUGCGACAUUUGCCAGAUGCCGUUCAGUGUUUACAGCACCCUGGAGAAACACAUGAAAAAGUGGCACGGUGAACAUUUGCUGACAAAUGAUGUCAAAAUUGAGCAGGCAGAAAGAAGCUAAGCCCCCCCCCCCCAAGCGGGUUAAAAUCAGGGGUCUAGGUAACAUUUAAGUUGUACAGUUUUAACUAUUGCCAACUGAGAAAAGCUGACCUAACUUGCCUCCAUAAACAUAACUUAGCAUAACUAUGGCAGGUGCCAGAAUUCGGCACUUAAAUAUAACCUGUGUCUACAAAGUUCUAUUAAACCUGAGGAUUGGUUAAGGCAGUAAAAUUGUGAAGCCUUUUAACUGUGCAAUAAUUUCUGUAUUUAUUGGGUUAUUUUGUAAUUUUUUUUGUUUUGGCAUGUGCAGGUAUUUUUUUAAAGACUUUUUUUCUGUUUUCGAUUUUCCUUUACAUUUUUGUUGGGUAUCCCAUUCUAAUUUUCCCCGGUAGUAACCUGAGAUUAUUUGCAUUACAGGGGGAGAUGCAUAUCAAUUUAAAUUAUAAUUUUAAAAGGGCCGCUGCUUUGGUGAAGCUUACGCUAAGCAUCUGUAAUUUCUUGUGAAGAAGCCAACAUUUUAAGUAAUAAUUUUGUUCUCUUUUCUAGUUUUUUUUUUACCCUUUUGAGGUGUCCCUUUAAAAAAACAAGAAAGAAAAAAUCAUUUGGACAUUAGAGAAGAUAAAAUAUGGCGGAUAACAAUCUUAAACAUCGUAGCACUUUCUUUUGGAUUUGGAUCUAAUAUGUAGCACUGAUGCUGCCAAUAAAAACAGAGGCCUUUAAAAAGAUGUUUUACAAACUUCCAGAGUAGAUAUUAUGAGAGCUAAAACGACAUGGACACAGGUAUUUCCUGAUGGCAGCUACAUUCAUGAAAGCAAUAGCAAGAAUUGAGCAUUAUUAGUAAGAAAAUUUGCUACAGUUUCUAGUGGUAUAUUUUCACCUUUCUGCCAUUUUUUUAAAAAAUCCUUAAGAUAAUUUCAGAACCGUGACAGCUGCAUGUACAGAUUUUGGAAAACAAGACUGAAAAAAAGCUUUGCUUGUUGUUGUCACACACAUAUCAACUUAUUCAAGGUCUUGUUCACAUAAACCGUUAUAAACGCAAAAUUGUAGUUAUCAGUUGAUUACCUGGAUAUUUGAAAUGUGACUAUCCCAGAGCAAGAGCAGCAGUGACCUUUAUUGGAGUAAUUCCAAUACAUUGGGCAUUAAUUUAUGUGCACAUGCAUGCAUACGUACAUUGUUUAUUGUUCUAUCGGCCUCAAAGGGCUACAGAAUUAUUUUGAUAGAUUACUUAUCCCAAGUUGCUCUUCCUAUGUCAUAUCAGCCAAUUAGGCAAAAUUAAGAGAUAUUCAUUCUAUCACGUUAACUCUGAUCACAUAUUAAAUUGGUCCAACCUAAGGUCUGCCUAUGCUAGAUCAGAACUCUAGGGUUGCCAAGCUGUACCUGGCAACUGGCAAGAGGGUUGGGGGAGAGGACACGGGGUGUAGGAUGGCGUCUGCCACCACAUCACUUCUGGAGAAGCUGGCAGCUUCUGAUUUAUUGGACUGUCUGCAUUCAAACAAUAUAUAUAACUAGUGUUUAAUGAAACCAUGAUUUAGCCUGAUGUCAACCAGUGUGUAGUUAGCUUACUUCAGAAUUAUGAUCCUUACCUUGGUUAAGACUUCCAUACAUACCAAUUAUUUAAAUAAAUACUCUAGGGGGGAACGGUUACACUUAUAGCUAUUAGACAAUGGCUAUGUGCUAGACCAGAUGUUUUCAGGCAUUUUGACGUGAAAUAAAAUUUUGACUCAUAUAAUGUGCAAUGAACAACCCUUUUUAGAAUGCUACAUUAAGUAGUUGAUAAGUACUGGUAAGAUAACUGUUCGAUAAGGUUCGAGGAUCCCAGCCUUAAACAAGGUGCUGGAAUGAAAACGGUCACAAAUUCCUUUUGCUUUUGAAAUUCCUGAAUUUAAGUCCCAUAACAAAGUUUUUGCUGGUUUAAAAAAAAAAAAACUUAUUUGGGGGCUGAGAACUUUUUUCCCCUUUAGAAAAACUUCUUGAAAAAUUGAUAUCAUUAACUAAAAACUGAGUUAAGAGAUUUGAAAUUCUGAAUUUCCCCUGAUUGUUUAUAAAUUAAUAUUUUGGAACUCGUUCUUCGGAUCUUCUAAACACCGACCAAUGUAGUUCAGAAUUGCUGAAUAUCCCUUACUUACAUUAAAUUGAAUCUCUUACAACAGUAGCUUGCAUCCCAUAUAGCAUAAUAGGCUUUCCUUCACAGGGAGUAGCUAAAAGUCAUUUUGAAUUUUGAGUUUUAUUAAAGAUUCAGAUUACCUGUGUUAUUUCUAUUUAAAAUUGUUACCUGAUAGUCCUUUGCAUUUUGAACCUUUGUAGUUUAAUCCUAAUAACUCGCUCUUAUUUUUAUGGAAUCAUAUGCCUCUCAAUGUGUGACCAUUCCUAAGAUGGCAUGGAUAGCUGUUAGGAAAGACCAGGGCUUUUUUUCUGGGAAAAGAGGUGGUGGAACUCAGUGGGUUGCCCUCAGAGAAAAUGGUCACCAGCCAUGUGACCAUUUUCAAGAGGUUCCGGAACUCCGUUCCCCCGCGUUCCCCCUGAAAAAAAGCCCUGGGAAAGACACAAAACAGUUUUCUGCUGUUAGCUUCCAUCCUACCUAGACUCUUUCCUUUUGUGAUGGCCUCUGUUCCUACUGGUUCUAGUCGCUACAGGGAGGGCCAGUUUGGGGCUCAGGGGUUGAACACUUGGAUUUGUGGAUUUCAUUAAGAGGUCCUAUUCCCCCUCCCUCGAGUAAUUCAAACAUUGGGCACAAGUUCUCUCCUCCACUUCCCGUUUUAUUUUGAGUAUGUUGAUCAGACAGACCCUUCUGAGUUGUAGGUUUCUCUUGCUGUGUGGUGCAGCGAUGCUGAAAACCAAUGAGACUCUUGUUUGUUUUCUCUCUCAUGCACUCAGAGCAUAUUGUGGGCCUAUAUGAUCCUUCUCUUUUAAUCUGCCAGACCAGAGUAGGUGGCCUCGUCUGAAUUGCCCAGCUUUCUCCACAGCUUUGUUGCGAGGGCCCCAAAAUGUGUGUUUUUCAUGACCUCUAGAUAAAUCUUUUUAGGCCAUAGUUUGAGAACUCUCUGUUCAGUCUAUCAAGACAGGACAAUUUUAAGAAUUACACAUUUUGGUUCUGUUGACCCGCACUUUAAAAAAAAUGUGGUUUUUUUGUGUUUGCAUUUAAGACCAGUGGCUUCUGAACAAGAAAUUAUAGCAUUUUUGUCUUUGCUUGGUCCAGAGGUGGGUGAAACUGUUAAAAAGGACAUCUGAGAUUAAGUGUCAGUGUUGCUAAGCGUGGCAUUCACAAUACUGGCACUAUAAAAGAAAAAAAAAUAUUGGACAGUUUUUCUACUGCCAUUCAAUUUGAUGUGAGUGCCUUGAAACCUGAUCUUCCUAUUUGAGUCUCUUGAGACAAAUGCAAACAUUUUUGUGAAAUGAAAAGACUUUUAAAAAAAGGUAGAACAAGAAAAAAAGUAUGUUCUUUAGGGUGAAAACAAACAAAAGAGCCACAUUUACUUUAAAAAAAAUCCUGGUUGAAGAUAGUGGACAUGAAAAUGAUGUAAGACCCAAUCCAAUGAAGAUGUAUAUCCAGCACAACUUCGGACAUCCGCUUGCUGAAUUGUUUUCAGCCUCUCUCUUUUUUUUCAGGAGAACGCUGCUUAGGAAAUGGAAUGGAAAUGAUUUACUGCUGAAUUAAAACUCAAAUGACACAAAAUUGCAAGUUGUUAUCAUUGAAUGAAAAAAAAUUCAGGAACAACGGUUAAUUUUUUUUUAAAGUUAAAUUUAGUGCACUCUGUCUUAAAAUACGUUUACAGUAUUGAAUACAUACAAGGGUAAAACAUUGUGUGUAUCGUGUGUUUGAGCAAUCUCUCUUUUUCUUUUUUUCCUUCCUCAAAGUUUGCUUAAUAGGUUAUUAAAAAUGCCAUAAUGGCCAUGUGUAUAUUGUUUUCUUUUGGUGACGGGGUUUUAGUAUAUAUUAUAUAUAUUAAAAUUUCUUGAUUACUGUAAAAGUGGACCAGUAUUUGUAAUAAUGGAGAAUGCCUGGGCAUUUUACAAAACCAGAAAGAAAAAAAAAACUUUUCUCUUUUUUUCCUUGAAAAUGUUGCAGUAAAAUUUAAAUGGUGGGUCUAUAAAUUUGUUCUUGUCACUGUAACUGUAAAGUCUGAGUUUUAGUAAAUUUUUUUCAGCCUUGGGUGUUGAAUUUUUAUUUCAAGAAAAAUGUAUAGAAACUUGUAUUUGGGGAUUAAAAGGUGACUGCUACACCAUGUAGAAAAAGUAUGUAGAAAAAAAGUGCUUAAUAUUGUUAUUGCUUUGCAGAAUUUAAAAAAAAAAUCACAUUUCUGACCUGUACCUAUUUUUAUCUCUCUCCCCCUCCCGCCCUCCCUCUUCUGGAAUGGAUAUUGAUAUUGGUUGAUUCAUAUAAUGUAGGCACUUGCUGUAUUUUUACUGGAACUUGUAAUUUUUUAACUGUACGCUUGUCCUUUUAAAGGGAUUUAAUGUACUUUUUUGUUAGUGAAUUUGGAAAUAAAAAUAAAAACAAACAAACAGGCUGCCAUAAUAUAUUUUUUUAAUUUGGCAGGAUAAAAUAGUGCAAAAAAUAAUUUGUAUGUCAAGACCUUAUUGUACAGAAGGAAAAAAAAUAAAAGGGUUGUUUGACAACCUUUGAGUAAAAGAAACAAAACAAUAAUUAAUUUUUAAUUAUUAUUUGGGGGGGUUGUUAUCAGGUUUUAUUUUUGUUUUGAGGUUUUGUUCACGAUUUUAGUUGUGCGUAUGUACAUAUAUAUUUUUUUUCUCUCAGAAAUGGCCUACGGAAAAUGCGCUGUUCCUACAGGGCAGUGAUUACGUAGAAGCUGCCUGGACCCCUUGUAUCAAGGCUUUCCCAGGUAUAGUUGACCUAGGAUGGAUGGCUGUUGCCUGUUAUUGUUAAUUGAAAUUAAAUUUUUGUGAAGACGUUUGACAUUCCAUAAAUGCCCCUUUAGAGACGCAGGGAGGUGGCUUUUCUUGGCAAAUGUAAGCUUUUUAGCCCCAAGGUAGAAAACCGCAUACUUGUACCCAAAAUUCACAAUGGUACUGUUUUUGAAAGCUCUGAUCACCUAACUGAGGUGUGCAUUCAUGCCUCUGUUCACCUAACUAAUUGUGCAUUCAGUCCUCUCACCGUCACCAGACAGGUGACUAACAUUGUCAUCCUUCACGGCACCAACUACCUGUUAGGGGUAUACGAUCCUGUAAGGUUUUGUACUCCUGUACGACACUUCUUUGCUUGGGCAGAGUUUAAAUUGGAGCCCUUGCUGGACCAGGGCAUCACGCCAUUGCCAUCUUUCCCCCUGACCCCUUCACAUGAAGCAGUUUAAAAUUUUGAGGUGGGGGGCAGAAAGAGCAGUGUCCUGUUGGUACGACUGUGAAGUGAAUUGGAGUUUUAAAAAACUGGUCCAGAUGCAUUCCACUAUUUUUUCCCCUCCCUGUCAAAAUGGGACCCUGUACAGGUUUUGCCAGUCCGUGUUCUUCUGUCUGCUUUGCUGCUGUUGACUCCUAAUUGUACAUUCCAUAAAUUUCUGAAUAUUUGAAGGACUGGGAUGAAAUUCUGUGCCUUUUAGGUAGAUAAAACUUCUUCUACUUCCCCACUCCCUUUGCUUUUGGGGAGGGGGUUGAGGGGGGUCAAGGCACAAGAAAAAUCACCGGAGUAGUGACAGAACACUGAAAGGGACAAUGAUGAGGAAUUAUCUAUGUUGUGUGAAGAAAUGGCCGCUCAUGUGAAAUCCAUGGAGCCAUUCCAGUGUCAGUUGUGUAUUGUAGAACUUGGAAUAACUAUUCCCCCUUUUGGCAUUGUUCUAUCUCUUCAAAAUUUGGGAUAAUGUUACGUUAGGAUCCAGUCAUAGAGAAGCAUCAGCAAACCUAAGAUAGCAACCUCAGCUUCUUACCUCACAAUAUUGUGCACAUUUUGCUUUCCUUUAUCCUGGCAUAAACCCACGGAAUUCAGUGUUGCUGCUACAUAGGGGUAAAAUCAUCUGUAGAAUUGUGAUCCUCCUUAGAUGUCCAUUUUAUCCAAACCAAUUCAGCAGGAGAAUGAAUCCACAUUCUAGAUUGCAGUGAAUUUGCUUAAGAGCACCACACAGUUCUUUUGUGCUUGACAAAGAUUUGAACCACCAGCAGCUGUCUUAUAGUGUGACUUUAACUGCCGAGAAACCAACAUAAGUCACUUUGAAGCACAAGUGAAACUGCGAUGACCCUCCCUCCCUUCUUGCUUUUAGGAAUCCUGCUUUGCAAGGCCAUAAGCACAAUAUGGCAGGCGUACCAUAGCUAUCUCUGCUGUCAUCAUGAUUGUUACAGUGCUAAUAUCAGCAAAAUUAAUGGUGUUAUGUUAGAAUUAUUCUAGAGAGCCUGGUCCUGCUCCAGCUAAAAUCAAUGUUUGGAACAUUACUGGAGUGAUAGUCUUAAUUUUUUCCCCCAUAGGACAUAACAUUUUUUUUAAAAAAACCAGUUGCACCCUUCAGCAUUUCAUCCUAGUCCUGAUUCAAUACAGUCCAAGGUUUUGUUUUUCACAGGUAAACUCAUUUUAUGGUGCUCUUUGUAUUUUAGAACUGCAAAGCAAAGUAACGUUGAUUUCGGUUGUUUGCAUUUGUACUGGCAAGGCAAACUAUUUUUAUUACCUUUUUCUAUUAUUGUAUGAGCUUUCGUUGUUUACUUGGAGGUUUUGUCUUUUACUACAAGUUUGGAACUAUUUAUUAUUGCUUGGUAUUUGUGCUCCGCUAAAAAAAGGAAAAGGGAGCACUUUUUUUUUAUUAUUAUGGAUAAAAAAUGUUGAGAUGGCAGGAGGUCAUUUCAAUAUCAGGUAGUGAAAUAUUUAUUGUUCCUUUUAAUUCUCUGUACAAGACUUUUGGCCUCUUUUUUUCCCCGUACUGUCACAUUGUUGAGUUCAGCAUGUGUCUACCAUUUCAUUUGUACACUCGUUCAAAACAACGUUUGUUCCAGUUUCAAGUUAUAUUAAAAAAAAUAAUAAAUCGGACAUUUGACUUGAUC
Molecule: messenger RNA, 10479 nt
Organism: Eublepharis macularius
Lineage: Eukaryota; Metazoa; Chordata; Lepidosauria; Squamata; Eublepharidae
Gene: BCL11B
Product: BCL11 transcription factor B
Exons: 4
Coding region: 881-3526 (881 amino acids)
Biological process (GO): positive regulation of transcription by RNA polymerase II
Cellular component (GO): nucleus
Molecular function (GO): RNA polymerase II cis-regulatory region sequence-specific DNA binding; DNA-binding transcription factor activity
Source: RefSeq, a predicted model, not a curated record